AGAGGGACCGGCGAGACGGCGCUCUCUCAGCCGGGGAAGUACUUACACAUGCCGGCAGACAAAGUGCGGUGGACACGACGAACUUGAGGUAAAUUAAAUGAAUGGAUUCGUUUCUCCGUUCGCCUCGUUUCACCAUGACAACGGAUUGAGUGGGUGCCUGCCAUGGAGAGGAAUAACACCACACAAACUCUGGAGCUGGGUGAAUGUGAGCACGCGUUGGACACCAGCGCGGCGCUGGACAACUGUACGGACGCUGCCAGCGGGAACCUGUCUUUACGCUGCUGGCUGCAUUUGUUGACGAAGGAGUCUAGCUCAACGCUACAAGGUGACGGGUCUAGUUUAGCUGUGCGUGUGAUGAUCGCCCUCAUUUAUUCAGUGGUGUGCGCUCUGGGACUUGUAGGCAACUCUCUGGCGCUCUACCUGCUGCACUCGCGCUACCGGCAGAAGCAAUCUUCCAUCAACUGCUUUGUGAUGGGUCUGGCUCUAACCGACCUGCAGUUCGUCCUAACCCUACCGUUCUGGGCCGUAGACACGGCGUUGGACUUCCGCUGGCCGUUCGGCAAAGUUAUGUGCAAAAUCAUCAGCUCUGUCACGACUAUGAACAUGUACGCCAGCGUCUUUUUCCUGACCGCCAUGAGCGUGGCCAGGUACUAUUCCAUCGCGUCCUCGCUGAAGAUGCACAGCCGGCGAGCGGCGGCGGCCGCGGCCAAAUGGAUCAGCUUGGGCAUCUGGGUCGUCUCUCUGAUAGCGACUCUCCCACACGCCAUUUAUUCCACCAUAGCCCAAGUUGCGACAGACGAGGAGCUGUGCUUGGUCCGCUUCCCCGAAACGGGAAGCUGGGACCCGCAGCUGCUGCUAGGACUGUACCAGUUGCAAAAGGUUCUGCUCGGGUUUCUGAUCCCACUGGUGGUGAUCACCGUUUGCUAUCUCUUACUUGUAAGAAUCGUGCUGAGCCGGAGGAUUAGCGGCGUGGCGGGCUCCGAAAGCGAGCAGGGGCGGCACAAGCGGCGCUCGAAGGUCACCAAAUCGGUUGUGAUCGUCGUGCUGUCGUUCUUCUUGUGUUGGCUGCCCAAUCAGGCACUGACUCUGUGGGGCGUCCUUAUUAAGUUCGACCUGGUGCCCUUCAGCAAGGCCUUCUACAAUGCCCAGGCAUACGCUUUCCCGCUGACCGUGUGCUUGGCCCACACAAACAGUUGCCUCAACCCGGUGCUCUAUUGCUUGAUCCGCCGCGAAUUCCGAGCCGGACUUAAAGAGCUCCUGCUGAGGGCCACGCCGUCCUACCGAAGCCUUGCGCGCCUGCUCCCACGCAAGGCCAAAGUAGCCGAGGCACCUCCUGUACUGGUUCUCGUGCAGAUGGAUGUUUGAAGAAGCGGAUCCUUCAACGUUCGUCUUUGUUUUUGAUUGACAGGACGAAGCAGGCGUGAGGAACGUCCUUUGGGAGCUGCCCCACUUUCCCUUCCGCUCGUUCAGAAACACUUUUGCGCAUUUGUCUUUCUCUCUCAACUUCCACGUACCUUUCGACGCACGGCCGCUUUCACGUGCACCUCCGGUCAUCGGAGCCACCGGGGAAUUCGACCCGUUCACCUUUGUUUGCUUUUCUGCACAUUAGCAGCACAGCUUAAGGAUUUUUUUUUUUUUUCCCGAGACAUCCUUCAAGGGAGAGAUAAAUUAUCCAUGUGUGUUUUUCAGGCUCUGAAAAAAGAAGAAAAAAGAAUGAUAUAGAACGGUCUGGUCUUCUCUCAUUUUAUGAGAUGAAAAAAAUGUGUGGGGGAUCACUGGUUAACCCAUAAAUCAUUGAGUGCACUGUCAAUUAUGAAUUUACUUGCAGUCGUGUAGAAUUGAAUGAAGUUUCGCACUUUGAUUUGUCUUGAAGGUGUAUUUAAUCCUAGGUUGUACAAAAAAAACUAAACUGAUAAAAUGUUUAAGUACGUAGCUGGCAGACGAAAUAAUAAUUUUGUGAAUCGCCAUCGACCAGUCAAACCGUGCAAGUGAUAUGAUCAUCUCUUAUGUUUUCAAUUUGACCUAUAACUGUGUUAUUUCCAAUUAUUUAAAUUAGUAUUAAACCAUGUAUAUCAUUAUUUAUUUAUUUCUAUAAACACACCACAUUAGAUUACCAUAUGUGAGCCAUUAAUGGAUAGCUCACUUAAAAAAAUGACAUUUUGUGAAUUUACUCAGCCUCAUAUUGUUUCAAAUCAACCUCAUGCCUAGAAAACACUAAAGGAGAUAUUCGACAGAAUGUUCAAGCUGCUCUCUCGCACUGUGAGCGGAUGGGGACCAAGGUUAAAAAGAAGAAAAGCAAUAUAAAGCAUCAUAACGUUUGUCACGAAACCUUAAAAAAAAGCUAUUUUCGAUUUCUUAAGGCAUUUGAAAUCCUCUGUGAGGAGCGGCCUGUAAUUUAAGUUUAAAAUCUGACCUGAGAGCAGUGUAGUCACCAUUCACUUUCACUGUAUGAAAAACAGCAGCUGGGAUAUUCCGCUAUAAACCAUUUUAUUCUGAACGGGAUUUGAAAGACGUGAGGUGGAGUAAAUAACAGAAAGUGCUUGCUGAAAUCUUUCUUAUGUUGGCUAUAUCCUCAGGGACUUCAUCAAAAACAUACAGCUUUGGCAUAAAAUAUCUUUGUAGGAAUAUAUUGUACAAUAAAUCAUUUUGGGACUCUUAAGUACCCAUUCAAACAGAAUAAAAAAUUCAAUCCAAUAUAAUUAGUUAUAUGGUUUCAUUGACAACAAAAUUUGAGGCCUAAUUAAAGAGCAUUGGCUUAACGAUCACAUUAUUUAUGAACUUUUAUUUAUAUUUGUCAGUCAUUUAUUGAGCCUAAAUAUAUUCUUGCAUCAUUUCACAGUCAAUAUACAUCCGUAUGCCAUUGUAGGCUUUGAGGCUUUAGUGUUUUCGUACCACCUCAUACGCACACUCGCACAUGCCUUGCACGCACAAAGAAUAUCUUAUAGUAAAACGAUUUUAGCCUGGAAUCAUUAAUCAUUAGUCCCGCAAUCUUCUGAAACUCUUCCAAGGACAUUGUUCCACUGACCGAACCUUUUCAGAUGAGACAGAUUCGUCAAUUUAAGCCAAUAUCGCUGGUUUAUCUCCUCAAUGUCAGUGCCAGGUUAUGAUUUAGGGAAGACUGGGACAAGUUGUUACACUUUUUUACAUUUUUUCUCAAUAUGCUAAUCACCCUAUAUUGGGUGGAUUGAAACAGGAUUUUCAGAUACAUGUAUAUUAAAUAUCAUUAAUGAUAUAUACAUGAACACUUAAACACUUAAUAAAUAUAUUGCCUAUAACUAUUGCCAUCAGAUACGAAUAAUAAACUCUAUACAUUUAUAGCACUUAAAAGUGACAACUUACGCCAACCCUCCUAUGACCGAUGGAAACUGUGGCUACAUUUUCAAUUAUUAAUCUUUCUGUUGUUACCAUAUAUGAAUAUAUAAAGAACUCCUAUCUGUAAGAGAGAAUAAGCCCAGCUGUGAGUGUCUCCGUCUAGGUGUUGAGGGCAUGCAGAUGAGCUGGUGCGAGAGACCAUUAAUGAGCCGAACUGAUUUAAAGAUCUGAAUCUCAACUCAACUCUGCUGUAUAAUUACUUGCGGUGACAUUUUGCUCCAAUGUCAGGGGUCAGCGGUGUGCUUUGUUGUCAGUAUAUUGAAGCCCUUUGGGUGUGUUUUUUCCUCAAUGUCUGUACGAAGUGUAACGAUAUCAUGUUGUUUGUAAAAAUAUAUAUUAUACUAACCGAAUUUGCAAAAAGCUCUUAGACGGAAAUAAAUCUCGCAUAAAUUUUGAUAAAA
Molecule: messenger RNA, 3773 nt
Organism: Puntigrus tetrazona (Sumatra barb)
Lineage: Eukaryota; Metazoa; Chordata; Actinopteri; Cypriniformes; Cyprinidae
Gene: rxfp3.2b
Product: relaxin family peptide receptor 3.2b
Exons: 1
Coding region: 163-1365 (400 amino acids)
Biological process (GO): immune response; G protein-coupled receptor signaling pathway
Cellular component (GO): membrane
Molecular function (GO): G protein-coupled receptor activity
Source: RefSeq, a predicted model, not a curated record